Messenger RNA from Orycteropus afer afer, 441 nucleotides. It is a transcript of the gene EDDM3B, whose product is annotated as epididymal protein 3B. NCBI's taxonomy places the organism in Eukaryota, Metazoa, Chordata, Mammalia, Tubulidentata, Orycteropodidae. The record is from RefSeq and is a predicted model, not a curated record.
AUGGCAUCUUCUCUGAAGGUCCUUAGCCCUGUCUUUGUCCUACUGUUCCCCCUAUGGGAGCAGUUCAUACAGGGCCAGAACCUGUCCAGGAAGGAGUUCAUGAAGCAGCACCACCUGAAACCAACACUGGAAUUCAACAAAUACAAAUGUAAUGACCUCAUGAGGAAAAUAGAGGCUUUGAAAGACAAGGACUCUCACAUCUUUCUCUAUACCCCAUGGCACCUAAUUGAUAAUAUUUGUUUCAAGACUUGGAAAGAGCGGUACAGAAAUGUGUAUGUAUGGGCCCAGCAACCCUUCAAAAUACUCUACUGUAAACGGAGGAAUUUCAAAUAUAGAUAUAUAGAGAAAAGAAGCUACAGCCACAUUGAAUUCCACUGUAGCAUGGAUGGGUAUGUUGAUAACAUAGAGGACAUGAGGGUGUUAGAGUUAAUGGAUACCUAG